AUCUUUCUGAUUGGUGGGAGCGUGUCAUAAUUCCUCAUAUAGUUAUAUCAUUUAAAAAAUAAAAAAAAUUGCUUCUAGAUUACGAAAAAUGUGGCUUUUUCUUGUUUACGAGCUCAACAUGUGAUGUUAUAAAACCAACACAAAACGCUCUUAAAUCGCUCCAUCUUUACAAUCCCAAACUCAAACACAAACACAGAUAGAAAUACACAGAAAUGGCGGCAUCACGGAUCUGUCUAGGUUUGGCAAUCCUGGGAUUGUAUGUAAUAUCCUUGUCAGCAUCAGCAGACGAAGUAGUUGUGUUGACUGAUCAAAACUUCGACAAGGAGGUUGGUCAAGAUCGUGCUGCUCUCGUCGAGUUCUACGCUCCUUGGUGUGGCCAUUGUAAAAAGCUUGCUCCUGAAUUUGAGAAGCUUGCUACAAGUUUUAAGAAAGCAAAAUCUGUUUUGAUCGGAAAGGUAGAUUGUGAUGACCAUAAGGAGACUUGCAACAAAUUUGGAGUUUCUGGGUACCCCACCAUUAAAUGGUUUCCUAAGGGGUCUUUGGAGCCUAAAUCGUAUGAAGGCGCACGCACUGCCGAAGCCCUUGUUGAAUUUGUGAAUAGUGAAGGAGGUACUAAUGUUAAGAUAGCUGCGGUGCCCUCUAGUGUUGUCGUGCUUAAUUCUGAUAACUUUGAUGAGAUUGUGUUGGAUACAACUAAGGAUGUCCUUGUGGAGUUCUAUGCAUCAUGGUGUGGCCAUUGCAAAAGCCUUGCUCCUAUUUAUGAAAAGGUUGCAGCAGCUUUUAACUUGGAGAAAGAUGUAGUUGUUGCUAAUAUAGAUGCCGACAUUCACAAAGAUAUUGGAGAAAAGUAUGGUGUAAGUGGCUAUCCUACUCUAAAGUUCUUUCCCAAGGGCAACAAAGCUGGUGAAGAAUAUGAGGGUGGCAGAGAUUUAGAUGACUUUGUAAAUUUUAUCAAUGAGAAGUGUGGUACAAGCCGGGAUGGGAAAGGACAACUUACUUCAAAGGCUGGGGUAGUUGCGGCUUUGGAAACCUUGGUGAAGGAGUUUGUUAGUGCUGGAGAUGUUGAAAAGAAAGCAGCUUAUAACCGUUUGCAGGAGGAAGUUGCGAAGCUAGAAGGACCCUCUUCAAGAUAUGGCGAGAUAUAUCUGAAAUCUGCCCAGAAAUGCAUGGAUAAAGGUGCUGAUUACGCUAAGAAUGAAAUUCAGCGGUUGGAUCGUAUCCUUGCCAAGUCAAUUAAUGCCGUGAAAGCUGAUCAGUUUACUCUCAAGAAGAAUAUCCUGUCCGCCUUUGCUUGAUGCGCAAGUUAUAACGUUUUUGACUGUAGCAGCAUGAAUGUAACUGCAAAAGAGGCGCUACUUUCAUCCAGGCGUGGGAAAUAUAAGAUGCAUAGUUAUAGUCAUUGCUGCACGUCUUUUGCACUGAAUUGUAAACUUAGAAGAGGGAUAGAAGAUGUUCCAAAGUUUCUGUAUAAACUAAUAUUAAACUUUUGAUUUCAUUAGAGACCCUAUGCAUCAAUUUUACAUUGCUUCACUCCGUAGUUAAUGUACUGGUAUCCAUGUUUCCUCUUA
Daucus carota subsp. sativus is the source of this 1568-nucleotide messenger RNA. Its product is annotated as probable protein disulfide-isomerase A6. Gene Ontology annotation, cellular component: endoplasmic reticulum. The coding region runs from base 213 to 1295 and encodes 360 amino acids. Gene Ontology annotation, biological process: protein folding. Gene Ontology annotation, molecular function: protein disulfide isomerase activity. Lineage: Eukaryota; Viridiplantae; Streptophyta; Magnoliopsida; Apiales; Apiaceae. The record is from RefSeq and is a predicted model, not a curated record. The transcript has 11 exons.